Molecule: messenger RNA, 1413 nt
Organism: Sardina pilchardus (European sardine)
Lineage: Eukaryota; Metazoa; Chordata; Actinopteri; Clupeiformes; Clupeidae
Gene: hyi
Product: hydroxypyruvate isomerase
Exons: 8
Coding region: 223-1038 (271 amino acids)
Source: RefSeq, a predicted model, not a curated record
ACUAGCCUACAUUUGGAUGACACACGGUAGUCGCCGGUUAUGAAAAGUGCAAUAAAUUGUUUUACUUUCAGUAACUAUCCGUGCAGUUAUAUAAUCAGACAGGUUAGUUAGUUAAUCAUUUACUCUACACCAACUGGUGCUGCUCGUUUAUUUGCUACUGAAUGACUGUCCGUAACCUACAACAGAGUUGUUAGUUGUCGCCUUGAUUAGAGCGCAGUCACAAUGACCGCGUUAAAAUUCUGCGCAAAUAUCUCCUGGUUGUUUACGGAGUUGCCCGAAUUUACUCAAAGGUUGCAGGCGGCUGCGACCGCUGGCUUUCGUGCUGUUGAAGCUGCUUGGUUGUAUGACUGCGACAUUGCAAAGCUUGCCGAAGCAAAGAAACAAACAGGUCUUGAAGUUGUGCUGCUGAAUACUCCUCCGGGGGACAUGAAGGGUGGUGACCUUGGUCUGGGGGCCGUGCCAGGCCGAGAGCAGGAGUUCAGAAAGGGCCUGGAGCUGGCUGUGCAGUUUGCCAAAGCACUGGACUGCAAGAGGAUCCACUUGAUGGCGGGGAGGGUACCUGUGGGGGCGGACCGCUCGACUGUUGCCAUGGAGAUGGAGGCCACCUUUGUCCAGAACCUGAAACACGCUGCAGAUGUCCUCUCAAAGGAAGGAAUUCUGGGCCUGAUUGAGCCUAUCAACACCAGGAUAACCGACCCACUGUAUUUUCUGAACUCUCCACAUCAGGCAGUUGAUAUUCUGCAGAAAGUCGGCCACUCCAGCAUUAAACUGCAGAUGGAUGUCUACCACUGGCAAAUAAUGGAUGGAAACUUGACACAGAACAUCCGGAAGUACUUCCCCCUCAUAGGUCACGUCCAGAUCGCCCAGGUGCCGGGCCGGCACGAGCCGGACAGUGCGGGAGAGCUGAGCUUCCCCUACCUCUUCAGCCUGCUGGAGGAGCUCGGCUACCAGGGCUACAUCGGCUGCGAAUACAAACCGGCGGGCUCUACGGUGGAUGGUUUGAAGUGGGCUCAGGAUUACUGGAGUUGUCACAAGUGAAGUGCAAGCAGCCACAUGAGCAUUCAGGAGAUGACUUGUGGAAAGACUUCAACUGUAGGCAUCUUUUUAAGAUGCAUGAAUUGACUCGAAAACACAACGAAGGAUUAAGGACACCAUGCAGCAAACCGUUUGGAUGUUCAUCAGCCAUUUCAUUCAGACUGUAUAAAAAAGGCUUGUAUCAGACUGAUUCAGGAUUAUCCUAUUUGACAUCUUUUGUUUAAUCAUUAUUUGGCCAGAUUACAAAUGAUCCAGUGAGCCCCCCAUUCCAAUUUGAACAUUUAGCAAUGCAAGCAAGCGACUACAAAACAUUGACCACUGCAUGUUUUGGCUAAAUGUUUUAACAUUCCAUUAAAAAUCUGGUCAAAUGAAAAAUAA